This is a messenger RNA of Clunio marinus, 375 nucleotides long. The record is from the annotation of a GenBank genome assembly. NCBI's taxonomy places the organism in Eukaryota, Metazoa, Arthropoda, Insecta, Diptera, Chironomidae.
CCAUCAGCUCAUAUUCAGUUGCCUUUGAGCCCGCAAAUUGUAAAAAUCGCACGACCGUUAGCUGGAGAAUUCGUGAAAGGAUUUUUUUUGUGUGUUUUUCUGGAGCAGCAGAAAUUAAUUCCUACAUCGUUGAAGCUAAUUUAGCAAAAAGAAAUUUAGAUGAAACUGUCAAAAAUGAUGUUGAAAAGUUGAAAUUUCAUUUUUUCUACUAGGAAAUUUAACGCAUUUAGAUAAAUUCAUCUUUAAACGAAUAGCGAAGUUCGUGGAUAAGUGUGCGUGAAAAAGAAAAUACUGUAGAGAGUUGAGGAAGAUAAAAAAGAAGAAAAUAAAAUGAAAACAUGUAAAGAGUGAAAUUUGAAGUCGCCAUGAGAAUUU